UAGAGUUUUACAUAACAUUUUGUCCGCACAAUAAGCACAUCUAUAUAGAUAUCCCGUUGUUCCUCAUCGCUGCCGUUGCCAUAUCCGAGUACAGUGCCAAACAUCUGGCCACACUGCUUCAGCGGGGGCGGCAUCAACAAUUGAUUGGAAAUAAAAACAUUUAAUUAGAUUGAAAGGAACACGAUGAACCGCUACGCGGUCAGCUCGCUGGUGGGCCAAGGCUCCUUCGGCUGCGUGUACAAGGCGCAGCGACGAGACGACGAAAAGGUUGUGGCUAUCAAAGUCAUUUCGAAGCGUGGGCGAUCGAAUCGAGAGCUGAAGAACCUGCGCAGGGAAUGCGACAUUCAGGCGCGCCUCAAGAAUCCGCAUGUCAUCGAGAUGAUCGAGUCUUUCGAGUCGAAGUUUGACCUGUUCGUGGUAACGGAGUUCGCGCUGAUGGACCUUCAUCGGUAUCUGUCUUUUAACGGGGCCAUGGCCGAGGAGCAUGCGCGCCGUGUCAUUGGUCAUUUGGUCUCGGCCCUGUACUAUCUGCACUCCAAUCGCAUUCUGCACCGCGACCUGAAGCCGCAGAAUGUCCUCCUGGACAAGAACAUGCACGCCAAGCUCUGCGACUUUGGCCUGGCACGGAACAUGACCCUGGGCACCCAUGUCCUCACGUCCAUCAAGGGAACACCGCUGUACAUGGCCCCCGAGUUGCUAGCCGAGCAGCCGUACGACCAUCAGGCGGACAUGUGGUCUCUUGGGUGCAUUGCCUACGAGAGCAUGGCCGGGCAGCCGCCCUUCUGCGCCACCUCCAUCCUGCAUCUGGUGAAGUUGAUCAAGCACGAGGACGUCAAGUGGCCGAGCACGCUGAGCAGCGAGUGCCGCUCCUUCCUGCAGGGCCUGCUGGAGAAGGACCCCGGCAUGCGCAUCUCCUGGACGCAGCUGCUCUGCCAUCCCUUUGUCGAGGGCAAGCUGUACAUAGCCGAGGUCCAGGCAGAGGCUGCCCAGGCCUCGCCCUUCAUCAAUCCCAAGGCGGCCGUCAAGGACCACUCCAGGCGUGGCAAACAGUCCAGCCAGAAGACGGCGGACCUGAAUGAUGUUCUGGCGGCACUGAAUCUUGGUGACAUGGCCAACGAGAACCUGAGCACCUCCCGCGACAGCAUCAACGCCAUUGCCCCCAGCGACAUCGAGCAGCUGGAAACGGACGUCGAGGACAACGGGCAUCGCGUGCUCGUUCCCUUUGCAGAUGUUUCUUUCAGGGAGAUGACCACCGCUUCCCCCACUUCUGCAGCCGGCGGCGCCGCCGAGGGUCCGCUUGUAAACUCGCAGACCUGCUUCGUGAGCGGAAACUCUAACAUGAUACUGAACCACCUGAACGACAACUUUCCCGUUGAAGUGCAGAUAUCAGGGGCUGCUCCAAGUGGAGGUGGAGGUGCAGGUGCAGGUGGAGGUGCCAGGAGUGUGGCCGCCAAGCUCAAGGCUGCCCUCAACCUGCGGCAGUCGUCGCGCAGCAAGGACCUAGAGAAGCGCAAGCUCAGCCAGAACCUGGAGAACUUCUCGCUGCGUCUCGGCCAGAGUAUUGACUCUGAGGCGCACCGCAAGACCACGGAAAUGCUCACGGCCCAGGAGAGGAAGUCCCGCGACAAGGAUCAGCUGAAGCAAUCGAUGCACUCCACCAACGAGGAAAAGCUGAGCAGCGACAAUACCCCGCCCUGCCUUCUGCCGGGCUGGGACAGCUGCGACGAGUCGCAGAGCCCACCGAUUGAGAACGACGAGUGGCUGGCCUUUCUGCACCGCUCCAUACAGGAGCUGUUGGACGGGGAAUUUGACUCGCUGAAGCAGCACAAUCUUGUCAGCAUCAUCGUGGCGCCGCUGCGCAACUCGAAAGCCAUUCCCAAGGUUCUGCAGAGUGUGGCCCAGCUACUCUCCCUGCCCUUCGUGCUGGCCGAGCCACUGAUGCUGGUGGACCUCGACCUAAUCAGGAAUGUCUAUGUGGACGUCAAGCUCGUGCCCAACCUCAUGUAUGCCUGCAAGCUGCUACUCUCUCACCGCCAGCUCUCGGAUUCCGCGGCCUCUGCUCCGCUCACACUGGGCUCCCUCAGCCGCACCAUGCGCAGCAUCCCGGAGCUGAGCGUCGAGGAGAUGAGCACUGCCUGCAGUCUGUACGAGCUGGUAUGCCACUUGGUGCAUCAGCAGCAGCAGUUCCUCAGCCAGUUCUGCGACGCGGUGGCCAUUCUGGGGGUCAACGACCUCUUUCUCAAUUUCCUCACCCACGAAUUCAAGCACUCAGACUCGGACUCGAGCUCGGUGCGGCUGGCGGGCUGCAUGCUGGCGCUGAUGAGCUGCGUGCUACGCGAACUGCCCGAGAACGCCGAGCUGGUAGAGAAGAUAGCAUUCAAUCCGCGACUGCGUUUUGCCACGCUGCUCCAGAGCCGCCAUCAGUUGCUGCGCCAGCGGGCCUGCCAACUGCUCCGGCUGCUGGCCCGGUUCAGUCUCCGCGGUGUGCACUGCAUGUGGGGCGCCGACCUGAGGGGCGCCCUGCAGGCACUGGCCGACCAGCAGCUCUGCCCUGCCCUCCGUAUAGAGUCUGCCCAGACACUGGACGAGCUGAGCCAAUUCAGUUUCUUUGUGGCCUAGCAGCCCACUGCUUUAUUUCCAUCAAUCCUUUCUAGCCGUAGCCGUCCUAGCCGAACACGUCCUGGAAGUAGUCGAGCAGUUCGUCGAUGUAGCUCCCGAAGCGGUCGAAAUUGAGCAGAUAUCCCUCGUUGCAGUCCUGCUCGUACAUCUCAUUCAGCUUCGAGAUGUCUUUGUCGGAGAGACCACGCCGCUGGCCCAGAGAGGCGUAUGGAUCCUGCAGGAAAAUUGUAAGACUUAAAAACAGAUGGGACAACAGGAUAGGAUAAAAGCAGAGAAGGAAUACAAAAGGAAUCCCUAAAACAGUUAAUGAUUGUGACCCCUCCAUCGUUCUAUGCGAUGCUCCUCUACGAAUAGGUUUUACUUAACUCUCUGCUUUCUAUAGAAUACCCUUGAUUUAGAUUUUAUGCAAUCGGCAUAUAAAGAGCGGUCUAUUUUAGAUAUGUUUGUGGCGAUUUAGUAUAAAUAACUAAGGAUUCAACCAUCUGUUAUUCCCGUAGCAAAGCCAUUAUACCCAUACAUCUAUGUUAUAAAUCAGAGAUCGUAGGGAUUCUAAAUUUUAGAAAUCAGAAAUUAAUUACCGAUUUGUAUGCAAUUCGAAAAUAGAUAUCAGAAGUAAUUUAUUUUUUAAUGUUUAAUAUAAAAUACUCCGAAUUAAUGGAUCAAGUUGUCAGCGAAGCGGAAAAUGAUGAAAGGACGAUAUAGAAGACGCCUUUACGUCUGAGUGAGUGAGCAAACUGGAAUCCUAUUUUGUUUAAAAUAACAACAAUAAAUCGAAUAUUCGACUAAUGGAAGCUUAACGUUGAGAAAUGUAAGCUCUCAGAAUGAAA
This is a messenger RNA of Drosophila pseudoobscura, 3446 nucleotides long. It is a transcript of the gene fu, whose product is annotated as STKc_STK36 domain-containing protein fused. The record is from RefSeq and is a predicted model, not a curated record. Lineage: Eukaryota; Metazoa; Arthropoda; Insecta; Diptera; Drosophilidae. Gene Ontology annotation, cellular component: cytoplasm. Gene Ontology annotation, molecular function: protein kinase activity; ATP binding. The coding region runs from base 184 to 2619 and encodes 811 amino acids. The transcript has 5 exons. Gene Ontology annotation, biological process: protein phosphorylation.